Messenger RNA from Parascedosporium putredinis, 582 nucleotides. The record is from the annotation of a GenBank genome assembly. NCBI's taxonomy places the organism in Eukaryota, Fungi, Ascomycota, Sordariomycetes, Microascales, Microascaceae.
AUGGCGACACUCAAUCUCCAGGCUCGCCUGAGCUACCUCACCGACGCCGCCCACCUCUUGGCAGCAUCCGCGCCGGAGACAUCAUCGUACCUGAUGGACAAAAGGAACUCGCUCACGGCCAAGCACGGCAUCGCCAUCUCGGACGUGGAGAAGCAGCACGCGUGUGCGGCCUGCGGAAACAUUCUGAUUCCCGGCUCCAGCGCCCUUGCCGAGGCCGAACCACCGACUCUCGGGCCAAUCGGGUACGUCAAGCGGUCAGGGAAGUCGGCCGGUCAGCCCAAGGUUGAGAGGGUCGGCAUCACCAAGACGGUCUCGUGCGAUCGGUGUGCGCGGACGACGGUGGUGCAGCUGCCCCCGGCACCCGUCGUGGGCCACGUGAAGAGGCAUCAGCGAGCCAAGGCCGCGAAACCCUUGGACAAGGUGAGCGCGGCGGAAGUGCCGGUCGCAAAGACGACGUCGGUCAAUGCGGUGAGCAAGAAGCGGGCGAAGAACCGCAAGGCAGGGCUGCAGGCUCUCCUCGCGGAUAGCAAGGCUGCCAAGCCUAGCAGCGGGCUAUCUCUCGCGAGCUUCAUGAAGAAGUGA